Messenger RNA from Oncorhynchus nerka (sockeye salmon), 4356 nucleotides. Its product is annotated as cadherin-related family member 3. The record is from RefSeq and is a predicted model, not a curated record. Gene Ontology annotation, cellular component: plasma membrane; cell-cell junction. Gene Ontology annotation, biological process: homophilic cell-cell adhesion. NCBI's taxonomy places the organism in Eukaryota, Metazoa, Chordata, Actinopteri, Salmoniformes, Salmonidae. Bases 923 to 3448 code for a protein of 841 amino acids. The transcript has 18 exons. Gene Ontology annotation, molecular function: calcium ion binding.
UUGAGUUCCUUCUAGUCAUUGACCAGUGGUGUAUUCCACUAGUGGCCUUGCCCUAGAUACCAAACUAACUCUGUAUCUAAGGAAUCCGAUCACGUUAAUUAAUGUGUUUAGCUGUAAACAGAACUUUUCAGAGAUUCUCUGAUCAAUAUUCCAUUUUAGUGAAUCAAGUUUUACAUAUGCAGAACGAAAUGUUGCAGAUAUCUCCAAAGACAUCCUCUUUGUGAACAGUGGACACCUCUCAAACAUGGUCUUUGUUGUAUACACAGGGACUAGUUCAGAGUCGGCUCACAAUCAGCUCUGUUUAAAUAUGUUGGAGAAUUCAGUCCUCCAUCUGAGUUCAUAAGGUAGAGGAAAUGGCUUGUACUUACAGUUGGUGUGACUCGCAUAUCAGAAGGUAAAGACCAUAAACUCCUGUAUCUACCAACACAACAGGACUCUAGCAACACAGCCUACAGUAAGAGUAGAAAGUCUAGCCUUCCAGUAACCAAACUGCAAUAGUCCCAAGUAGAGUACACACUCAAACUUACUUUGGUGUAGCAUAAGGCUUUUGAGAGGAUACUUGACGAGAGAAAUGGACAAGGAUUUCAAACUCCUACUGAGCCUGACCCUGGGCAUGUGGAUGAUACGAGGUAAGACCACUACAUCCAGACUGUCCUCUGUCAAAGUGUUUUCUUUACACUGUACUUUCGAGCUGCUCAUUUUGAAUAGGUUUUGUAUGACUUUUCCUGGGUCAUGUUCAUUAAGGCACACCGUAGUAAAGCGUUUUGCAAUGAAAAACAAACAAGCAUUUUUUUUUUUUUUGACACUUUCAGAAUCAGACAUCACAUCCUUGUUUUAAAUUUUAUUUAGUGCCAUUUUAUUCUGUUUGGUGCCUACUGACCACUGCCUCGGUCUCAUUAACUGGUGUUCAUUUCCUCUGCGGAUGCUUUCAGGCUCGGCUCCAGAGGUUUCGUUGAUAGGCCUGCCAGGCACAGCUAGACUGGCAGAGAACAGCAAGGCUGGCACUGUGACCUACAGCUUCCAGGUGGCUCUGUCCCCGGGUGCCAGCUUGGCAUCAGGAUACCCCAGGAUACUCAACUCUGAUCCCCUCACCAACCAAUUCACUGUGUCUAUGAUCAACACUAACAAAGCACAGGUGACAGUAACAGGUACCACCAACUUGGAUUUUGAGACGUCACCCAACAGCUUUGUCCUUCAAAUCCUCGCUGUGGACAGUACGAAGGACCUGGCUCUCCAGAGACUCACAGUGAUCCUAACUGAUGUCAACGAACCCCCUGUAUUCCUAGAUGAAGAGUCUGUCCUGUAUGUUCUGGAGAAAUCCCCACCAGGACAGAUCUACAGGCCAACAGUCUCUGAUCCGGAGAACCAGCCUGUGACUUUUACACUGACCCCGUCAAACACAGAGUUUCAUAUUGACGUUGGCUCAGGAUUCCUGACUACAACUAAACAGUUCAACUACCUGACUGACCCCAGAAGCUAUGCCUUCAACCUGACAGUGAGUGAUGGAAACAACAGCGUAUCCAGAACACUGGUCAUCAACAUCGUCAACAGGAACGAUGAUAAACCUCAGUUCCUAAAUACAAUCACAGACUUCACAGUCUCUGAGGAGCUGAGUCCAGGGUUUAUCGUGACCAACAUCACAGCAGUGGUGCCCGGUGACUCCUUGUACGUCAUCUACAGCAUCGGCACCAACAACUACCUGGCUAUACACAGAUACAAUGGCCUGGUGACUAUAGCCAACAGGAUGGACCGUGACUCAGCUCCUCUCAGGGAGGACCCCGUAAUAACGGUCCUUGUGACAGCCACCUCCAGCCCCUCUGCUCCUCCCUCCAACACCAUCACCCUGACCAACACCAUCACUCUGACCAUCACCGUCACGGACAUUAACGACAACCCUCCCAUCUGCUCCCCAGAUGCACAGAGGGUGGCAGUGUCUGAGACGGAAAAACCUGGGGCCCUGAUCACCACGGUAACGUGUACAGAUAAUGACGUUGAGAAGGCCUUCAGAGAGUUCCUGUUCACUGGCCUGUCCUGUCUGGGCUGCGCUAACCGCUUUGCUCUGGAACCCACGGGAUCCAAUCAGAUCGUACUCAAAGGAAACCUAGACCUUGAGGAUCCCAGUAACCUGCUUGAUGGUAAUGAAUACAGCCUGUUGGCUGUGGCUGAGGAUAAGGAUGAGUCCAACCUAAAAGGUAGUGCAUACAUCUAUGUGACGGUGACACCUGUGAAUGAGUUUCCCCCUGUGUUUAGUCCUCCAUCGUAUUUCUACAGAAUCUCUGAGCUUCUUGGACGUGGAACGGUGAUAGGAUCAGUGAAAGCUACGGACAGAGACCUCCCUGCCACCGGCGUCCGUUACUCCCUGAUCUCUGGUGGAGGAACUGGUGGCCUGUCUAACAUCUUCUCCCUGGACCCCAAGCUGGGGAGUCUCGCCCUACUGACCCGGCCAGACUACGAGACCACCCAGACCUACAGCCUGGUCAUCAGAGCUGAGGAUGGGGACCCCAUCAGUCCGCUCAUUGCCACCACUACGGUCACUAUCAACAUCACAGAGGCCAAUGACGAGCCUCCACUGUGUGGCCCCAACCAGACACAUCUAAUAGUCCCCAAGGACCUGAGGACAGGCUCCAACAUCCAGGGCUUCAUCAUGACCUGCUCAGACAGGGACUCCCCUUCAGCCUCCUUCAUCUACUCUAUCUCGGGGGCCAGCAACCUGAACAACCAUUUUGUGUUCUCACCUUCCUCUGGCACCAACGUCACCAGACUCUUCCUGAAGGAGCCCUUUGACUAUGAGAGUGGCCUGGACCGGGUCUGGUACUACAGCCUGACUGUGCUGGUUUCUGAUGGGAACCUGCGGUCUGCAGGGUCUGUGCCGAGAGGUCUGACCCAGACUGGCACAGUCAUCAUCAAUAUCCUAGUAGUGGACCCUGACCUCACCACCGUCACCACUACAACUAUACCUCGUGUAACAUACAUCACCGUCACAGAGAACACGUACAGCAUUGACGACUGGUAUAUAUGGUUUGUCAUUGCUCUGGGGACCAUGCUACUGCUUGGUUUACUCUCAUACCUGCUGUAUCACCUCUGUGGGAAGCUCUACAAGGCUCUUAAGCACAGUGACUGCUCCUGCUGCGUACCCAGGCCCCGGGAAGACCAGGAAGUACUGAUCCCAGAACCAACACCUCCAAAGAGGGAAAUAUUAAUGGAAGUGAUCAAGAUCAACACUGUAUUUGAUGGAGAGGAAGUUGAUCCUGUCACAGGGAGGGUGUACGAGUACAACAGUAAGUCUGGAGCCAGACGCUGGAAGGACGUCACCACUGUGUCUGAGUCUGUCCCUAUGAUACAGCCAGAGAGCAGCAGCAUGGUCAUUCCUCAUGGUCAGCAUGGUCAUUCUGCCCAAUCACAGGCUAGGAGUGGGAGGGCUAGCACUGGCCAAUCAGUGAGGGAGUAGGCAGGGCCACAGAAUCUCCCUGGUCCAGUCAGAGCAGAUAAACGUCUGGGCAGUCUGCAAGGGCUGCUCUUUGCAGAAGGAGGCGUAAAGUUAGAUAUGGUACCCAUGACAACUAGGGGAAGGCCCAACAUGUCUGAAGUCGGAGUCCUCACUGACAUAUAAUACAUUACUUGUGUGUUUAGAAAUCUUUCAAAUCAUUAUUAUAGUCAAGCAUGGGAAAAAUGUUUAGCCUUUACAACAGUUGUGUAAACGUUUGUGCAGAUAAUGUACGUGCAGAGAUACUCAAAUACGUUGUACAUUAGUGCAAGCUGGGUCGGGUCAUAAAAUGACCUGGUAACAGGUUUGUAAAUCAAGAUAACAGACAAAUAAAUAUAACCUGUCAACGCUUAUCUAGAUUAAAACUGCUCUGGCGUUGCUAUGUUACACAGACCGUUGCCGUCAUUCACCAAAGUCGAGUGUAACCAACUGUCCUACUGAAGAUACACUAAUCCUGCCACCCUUCUUUCUACCAUAACUGUGUCUUUUGGUCUGUUUUGAAAUGCUCAGAGAGAAAAUAAGUAUUAUCACACAGAAAAUAAUCAAAUAACAUUUUCAUAAUUGCAAAGAAAGUUGCUAUAAUCUACUUUUUCAAUGUUAAAAGACCGGUCCUCCACAGGCCAUCAACUAACAGUUGGGCACUACAGUCAGACCCUUCAUCAUUGGUCAGGCCCUUUUCUUCACGUAUGGAAGUUCUCAGCAGUCGAAUGACACAGUUGUUCUUCAGAUACUCCUGGGAAGAGAAGCAUCCGUGAUCAUUUAAUCAUUUAAUCGCAGGGAUUAGACAAGUAAACAACACCUUCCACAUUGCAGCCGACUUUGAAGUCGAGUCAAGACUGACUGAUCUACAAUAAAUCACCUUGUAUCAUAAA